Messenger RNA from Paramecium sonneborni, 1563 nucleotides. The record is from the annotation of a GenBank genome assembly. NCBI's taxonomy places the organism in Eukaryota, Ciliophora, Oligohymenophorea, Peniculida, Parameciidae.
AUGUAACAAUUAAUAACAAUACAAUUAUUGAUUUGUUUAACAUUAGCCUCAACAGCUUAAGAUGAUCUUGUUAAAUCAGAUGAUUUGAAAGAAUACACAAAAGGUGUGUUUGAUUUUAAAGGUUAAAUGUAUUCAGGAUACCUGAAAGCUAUAGAUGAUGAUAAAACAUAUUUUCAUUAUUAUUUCAUGACAUCAACUUUUGAAGAUUAAGAUAUUUCUGAAUAAAAUACACCUGUAUUGUUAUGGUUGAAUGGAGGACCUGGUUGUUCAUCACUUUAAGGAGCAGUAAAAGAGAAUGGGCCAUUCGUAUUUAAAGAAGGGACAGCUGAAUUCUAAGAGAAUAUAUGGGGUUGGACUAAAUUUGUAAGAUAUAUCUAUAUUUUAUUAAUAGGCACAUAUGUUAUAUUUAGAAUCUCCUGCUAAAGUAGGUUAUUCAUAUGGUGAUGCUCAUGUAAAUGAUGAUACAGUAGCCAUUUAAAAUUUGAGAGCACUUCAGGAUUUUUUUUAAAGAUUUCCUGAGUAUUAAACUAAAGACUUUUUUAUUUCAGGAGAAAGUUAUGCUGGAAUCUAUAUUCCUCUUUUAGCUAAUUAAAUUUUAUUACAUAAUUAAUUACAUCCUAACAAUAUAAUCAAUCUUAAAGGAAUUAUGAUUGGUAAUGGUUGUACACAUCCUACUGAAUGUAGUAAAGUUGCUGAUAUCUAUCCAAUUCAUACUAUUGAAUUUUUUGGUAGGCAAGGAUUUCUUAGUGAAGAAUAAUAUUAAUUUGCUUAACAUUUAUAAAAUAGUAACAAAUGCUCUAAUCUACAUUAAUUACAUUAGGAAUGUUAUGAUUUUUUAGAUGAAGUUAUUGAUUAAUAUUAUUACUCACCAUUGUAAUUCUUUAUUAUAUCAUUUUAGAGUAUUUCUUAUGAAUCCUUAUAAUGUAUAUGGUUAUUGUUAUAAUUAUAAACCUGAAUUAUAACAUAGAAAAUAUGAUCCUAUGUUAAAGAGAUUCAAACGAAAAAAAUAAUUAAAUGAUGAUGAUGAAGAAUUUGGUUACUGUACAGAUGGUAUUGGAAUGGAUGUUGUAUUUAAAGAUCCUAAAUGGAAGUUAAUUACUCAUAUUAAAUCUGAAAGUCCUGAAUGGGAUGUUUGCACAGGCGAUAAAGAAUUUAUUUAUAAAAAAUUUGAAUAAUAAUCCUAUUAUAUUUAUGAAUCUUUAAUAAAAUCAAAAAAAAUUAGAAUCAUGCAUUUCAGUGGAGAUGUUGAUUCUGUUGUACCUAUAACUGGAACUUUAUAUUGGAUUUAAUUACUAUAAAAUGAAUUAUGUAUACUAAUAUUUAGAAUUAGAACUAUCUACUACUGAAAAUUGGAGAGCAUGGUAUGUCCCAGGAGAAAAAAUAAUUAAUGAACAAUAAAAUGCAGGAAAUGUAUUUUCUAUUGAAGGAUUAUAAUUUGUUUCUGUAAGAAAUGCUGGACAUAUGGUACCUACUGAUCGUAGAAAAGAAGCAUAUUACAUGAUCAAAUAUUUUAUUCUUGAUCGAAAACUACCAAAUAAAUAGUAAUCCGUAUUUUUAUAAUGA